Zychaea mexicana is the source of this 1226-nucleotide messenger RNA. Its product is annotated as thioesterase-like superfamily-domain-containing protein. The transcript has 5 exons. Lineage: Eukaryota; Fungi; Mucoromycota; Mucoromycetes; Mucorales; Lichtheimiaceae. Bases 196 to 1095 code for a protein of 299 amino acids. The record is from RefSeq and is a predicted model, not a curated record.
AAAGCAAAAUAUUUCCUGUAUUUCUUUCGUCUAGCUUUUUCCAUCCACCAUGGCGACAGAGCAAAUGUUAAACGCAACAACAGCAGAAACAACCACAGCAACGAAGCAUGCAGACUAUGCGUUCGAUCAAGCUACAGAUUCGUGCUACAUUGAGAAUCGGACCACGGGGCUGCAGUUUUUGCUGGGCGUGUGAACAUGGACUGGGCUAUCGGGCAGGCCCCUGCUGGCGGUUAUGUCAUUGCACUGUCACUUAAUGCCGUACUCCAACACUGUUCCUCUCGUUACCAGCAGCAUCCCGUAGCGCUCAAUACAUUCUUUUUUAAAAAGACUGAGGCGGGUCCAUUUGUAGUCGAAAUUUCAGACCUGAAACCCAGUAAACGCGGCUUUUGCGUUAUAAAAGCCAUCAUGCGUCAGCCCAAGAAUCGCGAAGCUAUAGUGCCGCAACGGCUGCAGGAUUAUGAUCCAAGCGAGUAUGUAACCAAGACACAUAGUAUUAUCACGAUGGCCAACAUGGAUGGAGAAAAGGGCUUAACCUACGAGACGCUUGAAGCCGCCAAACCUCCUUCAACGGAAACCAUGCAGCACUCGCAGAUGGAUUUCAUGCAUCAGUACAUUGACAUUUAUCAAGACAUGAGCACAUAUCCGAUACGCGACCAGGCUAGCGGCAAGACGAUCUGUCCUGGCAGACCCGAAGUGCACCAUUCUGUAUGUUUCAAAGACGGUCGCGAGACGGAUUUUAAAAGCAUACCUUUCUGGGCCGAUCUUUUCAUUCAUCCCAUGUAUUCGUUGGACAAUGAGCUGCUGGGUGGCCCAUCAUGGAUGCCUACUUUGCAGUUGGAGGUGCAGUUCAAGUCGGUUCCCAAGCAUGUGAAGCGUGUGUUGGCGUCUUUCAAGGUGCCACAUAUCAUUAACGGACGAUUCGAUUUGGAUGGUGCGCUCUUUGAUCAGGAUAAGAAUUUACUAGCGACGACACGACAUCAGUGCCUGGUGGUGCCAUGGAACGUAACACGCCAUCAACAGCUCCUUCAAAGUCGUCUUCCUUGUUAUCCCCUUCCAAACUCUAGAUUAUUCAAUUAUACUAGUUUCGACCGCUAAUUGUGCCGUUUGCGCCACCUCAACUGCUGCCAUGCUCCCUCUUUCUUGGCUAGUAAUAAUCUGCUUGUGUAUAUCCACCAUCAUAGAAACAUCAUCAUAACACGGAUUAAUAGAAACUUUGCAUAGACUCC